AUUAUUACCUUCCAGCAUCCGAGCCAAUCAAGAGCAGCGGAGACGAGAGCCAGCGAACAGGAGCCCAUAUAGAUUUUCAGUCUAUCCUCAGGCAAAGAGGACAGCGUGUUUAUUGAAUCAGUGUGUCAGGGAGAAGGAACGGAAGUGGUUUCUUUGGGAGAGACAGCUCAUCCUUUCUUGUGUUUGCCGAGUUGUUGUGGGUGAAAGCAGAUGGAGAAGAUGAACCACAGCUCAGCUGAGGCGGAGGCUGAAGCCGUAGAGCCGCUGCGUUACCUCAGCAAAGGGGAGGCAACUGCGAUCGAGUCAGAGCUACUGAAGGACUACAGGUUCGGACAACAGCAGCUGAUAGAGAUUUGGGGACAGGCAUGCGCCAUCGCCAUCACAAAGGCUUACCCUCUCGGCUCAUUAACAAAGAAGCAACCGACGGUGCUGGUGAUCUGUGGUCCAGAUCAACACGGCUCCAUCGGCCUCGUCUGUGCACGACACCUGCGCAUAUUUAACUAUGAGCCCACCAUCUACCACCCCAAACGCUCGUCUCACAGUCUGCACCAGGAUUUCACAGUUCAGUGUGAGAAGAUGGACAUCCCCUUCCUUUCCUAUCUCCCGACAGAGGUGCAGCUCAUAAAUGAUGCCUACAACCUUGUGAUUGAUGCCAUGCUGGGCACUGAGGCCGACUGUUCCAACAUCAAGGAACCAUAUUCUGGUAUUCUGGUCACGCUGAAGCAAGUCAAGACUCCCAUAGCCAGCGUGGAUGUGCCCUCAGGUUGGGAUGUAGAAGAAGCAAAACAGGAUGGGAUAAACCCAGAAGUCCUCAUCUCACUCACGGCACCGAAGAAGUGCGCUAUGAAUUUCUCUGGGAAGCAUUUUUUAGCCGGACGCUUCCUGCCUUAUGACAUUCAGAAAAAAUACGAGCUUAAUCUCCCAGACUUUCCUGGUUCAGACUGUCUCAUAGAAUUGUAACAAAUGGAAACACAAGAGCCAGUGUGGCCGCCGCUCCCAUGUUUGGAUUUUAUAGAUUGUUCAUGUGAUUUAUUGUUAACAUCUCAGUUGUUUAGAUCUGGACAUAUUAGCCAAAUGUGCUGUUGAGCUAGAGAGGGGGAUAUUAAGAAACCAUGUCUUGAAUAAUGUCUUUUAGGGAACGUUAUAAGGAGUCUAGUAUCAGUUGAUUUGUAAAAAGCUGUAGCAUUGCACUGUUUUCUGAUCUCCAGAGUCAGCAAAGAGAGUCAUUUUUUAUGAUGCCAUUCCCCCACAUAGCAAGAUAUGUUAAAUCAAUGUUGAAUUAUGGUCAAAAAGGUUGAUUUUUGGUUGAAGUCCUCGAUUGAUGCUGGAUCAAACAUCAAUCAAUCAUCCAAUUCUAAUGCCAACGUGUAAUCAAUGUUGAAUCCACGUAUUCUGUAAUUUACGGACCUGGCUUCAACAUGGCUUCAACAUGGAAUCAAUGUUUCUACCUAACCAUAUUUCAACGUUGAUUCACUCCUAUUUUGCUAUCGGGGCCCCCAAAAAACUAAUUUCAAUGUUCCAGCAAGUUUUCAUGGUUACCUUGCAUUUAUAUUACUACUUGAGUGGGCUGCUGAGAUGACAUGGUGUAUGCUGGUGAUUUAAAAUUUUGUGUUAAUGUGAAUUGUUUGGUUGGCCUGUACCUCUACAUUACCUUUGUUUUGGUUACCUCAUUUGCUUAAAAAAAAAAAAAAAGGCAAAGAAA
Molecule: messenger RNA, 1702 nt
Organism: Cololabis saira (Pacific saury)
Lineage: Eukaryota; Metazoa; Chordata; Actinopteri; Beloniformes; Belonidae
Gene: yjefn3
Product: YjeF N-terminal domain containing 3
Exons: 6
Coding region: 211-960 (249 amino acids)
Cellular component (GO): mitochondrion
Molecular function (GO): NAD(P)HX epimerase activity
Source: RefSeq, a predicted model, not a curated record